AGAAAAUCAGUUUCAUGAACCUUGAUGAUAUAUACAAUUGGUAUUUAUAAGCUAUUACAAUUACAGGAUACUUGGACAUAGUCAAAACUAUCCAGGUAAACACCAAGAAUCAUAACCAAGAACUAUUCCUUCAUAUAAACCACUUGAAGCUAAAGCUUAAUUUCACAUUGUAAUCAAAGCUACUGCAGAGUAUAUCAAAGAGAAAAUGGUUAAUGGAAAUGUACAAUUAAAAUUAGAUUACUUUAAGGGUGUCAAUAUGAAAGAAUUAGGAGCAUUUACGAUGGAAGUUAAUUCAGAUUAUGUUAAACCACUCUAACACUCUGGAUUUAACAUGACUCAAGAUUUAGGAAUAUAAAGAGCAGAGAGAAAACACAUACAUUAAAUUAGGUAUGUUUCUAUUCUUAUAAUAUAAUAUAGACCAUGUUUUGUUCCUGACUGUUCAUUUCAAUAUUUCUUGGCUCGUUAUCCUGGAAAAGAGGAAAUUACUAAACCUCUCAGUUAACAUUCCAUUUAUCAAAAAGGAUUCGGAAUGAACUUUUGCAAUCCUGGACCUAUUGCUGCAUCUUGGUAAGAAUAAUAAUAAUCAUUUUCAUAUCAGUUAUUUAGGCAAAGAUGUUGUACAAUCUAUACACAAUUCAUUAAUUAAAGCAAUACAUGAUUUAACCAGAUUAGGACAUAAUUUAAAUAUUGACUUUGGAUUCAUUAAAAUCAAUAUACAAAACAGAGAUCUAAAAUAUAAAUAUGAAUAAUCCUUCAUUAAUCGAUUAAAUUAAACUGAUUAUGAACUCAAAGUAAUAAACUAAUUAUAUAUAUAUUCAGAUGAGAUAAUCUGAUCUAGCGACAUCUUAACAUUGGACAACCACUUAUUAAGAAAAAUGGUCUAAAAGCACGUAAAUAUUUAUAUCACUAUAUUAAGUUUAAAUAAUUUAUUGACUCGUCCAAAUCCAGGUUAAGUUUAGGAUAAUUAUGAAAGAUCUAUGGCAUUGAAAAUUAUGUCAUUGGAUCUCAAUACAGCUGAAAAAACAGAUUAUAGCAAAAAGUAGAAAGUCCAAUUACCAGCAUUAAAUAAAUGAGUUUGUUUUAAUAAGACAACCAAG
Paramecium sonneborni is the source of this 1097-nucleotide messenger RNA. The record is from the annotation of a GenBank genome assembly. NCBI's taxonomy places the organism in Eukaryota, Ciliophora, Oligohymenophorea, Peniculida, Parameciidae.